AACGAGUACUUCUUCGACCGCAACCGGCCCAGCUUCGACGCCAUCCUCUACUACUACCAGUCCGGCGGGCGGCUGCGCCGGCCCGUGCAGGUGCCCCUCGACGUCUUCCUGGAGGAGAUCCGCUUCUACCAGCUGGGCCAGGAGGCCAUCGAGAGCUUCCGCCAGGAUGAGGGCUUCAUCCAGGAGGAGGAGAAGCCCCUGCCGCGCCACCACUUCCAGCGCCAGGUCUGGCUCCUCUUCGAGUACCCCGAGAGCUCGGGGCCGGCCCGCGCCAUCGCCAUCGUCUCCGUGCUGGUCAUCCUCAUCUCCAUCGUCAUCUUCUGCCUGGAGACCCUGCCCGAGUUCCGCCAGGACAGCAAGGCCGCCCCCCCGACCGGCUUCGGGGAGGCUGCACUGGUUGAGGACCCCCUGCUCCUCUUGCCGGGGCCCGAUGGCACCCCGGGGCCGUCGCUGCCCCCAGGGGCCACCGCUGGGCCCUUCUUCACCGACCCCUUCUUCCUCAUCGAGACACUGUGCAUCAUCUGGUUCUCCUUCGAGCUAUUGGUGCGCUUCUUUGCCUGCCCCAGCAAGCCCGAGUUCUCCAGGAACAUCAUGAACAUCAUCGACAUCGUGGCCAUCAUCCCCUACUUCAUCACGCUGGGCACCGAGCUGGCACAGCAGCAGCAGAAGCAGAGGCAGCAGCAGCAGCAGCAGCAGCAGCCUGGGGCUGGCGGCAGUGGGAAUAAUGGGGGCCAGCAGCAAGCCAUGUCACUGGCCAUCCUCCGCGUCAUCCGCCUGGUCCGGGUCUUCCGGAUCUUCAAGCUCUCCCGGCACUCCAAGGGGCUGCAGAUCUUGCGAAAGACCCUCCAGGCCAGCAUGAGGGAGCUGGGGCUCCUCAUCUUCUUCCUCUUCAUCGGAGUCAUCCUCUUCUCCAGCGCCGUGUACUUUGCAGAGACUGACGACCCUGACUCCUUGUUUACCAGCAUCCCGGAUGCGUUCUGGUGGGCGGUGGUGUCCAUGACCACCGUGGGCUACGGGGACAUGUACCCUCUGACGAUUGGGGGCAAGAUCGUGGGCUCUUUGUGUGCCAUUGCUGGCGUGCUGACCAUAGCCCUGCCCGUGCCUGUCAUCGUGUCCAACUUCAAUUACUUCUACCACCGAGAGACUGACCAGGAGGAGCAGAGCCAGUACACCCAUGUCACCUGUGGCCAGCAGCAAUCUCCCUUCUCUGAGCCCAAGAAGGGAGAUAGUACUUCGUCCCUCAGCAAAUCGGAAUUUCUGGAGGCAGAAGAUUUGGAGUCCAUGAAAUAUCCCAACUUCAUUGCAACCAACAGCCAGGGCUACAAAGAGAAGAAAAUGCUGACAGAAGUGUGACAAUCUUCUCUUUUGGGGUGUGGAUUAAGACUCUUCCUUUUCAUAGCCCUUAUCCCUAUAUCCAGGAUCCUGUUGUGCUGCCUGUUCUGCACAUGCAGCUGAAUACGGUCAGGACAGCACAUCAGAUUGUGAACCGUGAUCUUGAAAGCACAGUGAUUGUAACUGGGGCACUCUUGUCCUGACUUGCCAUGCCUCGUUAGCUUGUGCAGUCAGAUGUCCUUGCUUUACUUUGUGGGGUGCUCUUUCUUGUCCCCUUACCCUUCCAUUUUAUGGCAGGAGAGCGUGCUUUCGGCCAGUAAUAGCAUUGAAGACUAAUAUUUCUCCCUUGCACAAGAGAAGCCACAGCUAUGUUUGCAGCUAGAAAGCCAGGCAAGGAAUAGUUAAGAGGGCUGCAAACAUCUGGCUCAAGCUGUGUCCAGAGCUCCUGUUCCAGCACUGUGCCCUUGGCGCUGGGAUCGGUCACGCCUGCCAUACCAUAGCCUGUGCAUAAUGGAGAGGCUGUAUCCAAGCAUCACAGUGUGUUCUGCAGCUUAUAGGGAAAUUAAGCAAACAGAUGUCUUCCCCUGACACCUUUUGCUCUGUUUGCUUAUAGAUGCACAGAUCCAGGAGCACUUUAGUUUCUUAACCGGUUGUGAGGAUUAUUGUCCCAAAUUUGCCACAGCUGAUGUGUUCAAAAACAGGCCUUUUGUGUUUAAAGUCAAUGGGCUUGGUAGAGACUGUCUUAAUUUUUUUGUUUUAGCUUGUUUGAACAUAUCUUUGUUUACAUUGGGUGUUACUUAGUAUUUAUUAUAGCAAUUAAAUUUUCACAGUAAGUGCCUUCCUAUGCAAGGCAUGUUUGAAAUGAUUCAUUUUACCAUGAAUGUAUCAAAUAACAAUGUUUAAAAGUAACGUGCUUUAUGUGGCAAGUGCCCAGGUCUGUACUGGGACACCCUGGGAACAAUUGACUUCAGUGGGGUUUGCCAGGACUUGUAUAAAGUAGGGAACUGCUCAGUGAUUUGGUUAUACUGCUGAAAAUCCCUAUUGUAAAUACACUGCCCUGGUGCAAAUCAGGAAUUGUACUAGUGAUUUGUAUUAGUGUACUAUUAACUGGGGGCAUAGGUGUUAGGGAUUUGCAUUGGCACCAGUUCAGAUUUUCCCUAAUUCAUCUGAAUAAAUCCUAAGAGCAGAAUAGUGAUCUCUCAAUUGAGGAAAAAGCUUCAUGUUGAGUUGAAAUUCCUGUUUUCUAAUAAAUGCUCAAAACAAAUAGUUUAGAUGGAAAGUGAAGACACACCUAUUCACAUGCUCCAGGUUUUUGUGAGAACAACUUUAGUCAGUGAUGCCAAAGGCACAUCUUGGUCUGAUGUAUUGCUUUGUCAAUACACAAAGGAUUUGCAUUUCCAGAUUUCAGAAUGUAUUAUAUAUUGCAUGUAACACAUGUAAUACAUAAAACAACAUGCAUAAUGGAAUAUAGUGAUGCAAUUAUA
Gavialis gangeticus (Gharial) is the source of this 2816-nucleotide messenger RNA. Its product is annotated as potassium voltage-gated channel subfamily A member 6-like. Gene Ontology annotation, molecular function: delayed rectifier potassium channel activity. The record is from RefSeq and is a predicted model, not a curated record. The annotation marks the transcript as partial. The transcript has a single exon. Gene Ontology annotation, biological process: potassium ion transmembrane transport; protein homooligomerization. Lineage: Eukaryota; Metazoa; Chordata; Crocodylia; Gavialidae. Gene Ontology annotation, cellular component: voltage-gated potassium channel complex; membrane.